CAAGCGCAUCAGUCACCUGCCAUGGCUACGAAGGAACACCAGACAAACUCCGACGAACACCGGGUCCACGCGUUGGGCGUGAGGCACCUUCAGGCCCUGCUGCUAUGCAUCGCACACGUGCUGGUCUUCUGCUUGCGGACCGACAUGUCGGUGGCGGUCGUUGUCAUGGCCAACAACACCGCUGGCAACCCUAACAUCAAGGAUUACGGCUGGAGCCAAUCUGAGACGAGCACCAUCCUGAGCUCCUUCUUCUGGGGCUAUGUGGUGAUGUUGGCACCUGCCGGGUGGGUGGCGGACAGGUUCGAUGCGAAGAACUUGUUGUCGGCCUCUCUCAUCCUCUCUGGUGUCCUCACCAUGCUCACAGAGGUGGCUGCAGACACUGGCGGUGUGGUGCUCGUCUGUGCGUUCAGAGUAGUCAUGGGUCUCACUCAGGGUUUCGUAUACCCAUGCACACAUUCCUUGCUGGCAAAAUGGAUCCCGCCCAAAGAAAAUUAUGUUUUGGGAACCGCUGUUUACACAGGCGAUCAAAUGGGCACAGUAGCAGCACUGAUAAUAUCAGGAGCAUUAGCUCAGAGUGCUCUUGGGUGGCCAUCUAUCUUCUACUUCUUUGGUGGACUUUCCAUUCUUUGGGGAGUGAUCUUAUUCUGGCUUGGAGGGAAUACCCCAUCUGGACACAAGCAUAUUUCCAGAGCAGAACUUACUUAUAUUGAAGAAUCUCGGAAGGAUGUCUCACGUGAAAGAAAGAAGUUUCCAACGCCGUGGGUAUCAAUUUUCACAUCACUGCCCGUAUUCGCUCUCGCAGUAGCCACUAUGACGCAGUGCUGGGGAUUCUACACGCUCUUGACAGAGACACCAACGUAUCUCAGUAAUGUUCUUGGAUUUGACAUUGCAUCUAACGGGCUACUUUCUGCACUGCCGUACGUCGUUAACUGUGUCCUGAGUCUUUCCUUCAGCUGGAUCGUCAACAGCGUACAGAAGAAGUUAAUAUUCAGCAAGGGGGCCUUAAGGAAGGUGGCCAAUUCCAUUGCUUCCUGGCUGCCAGCGGCGACUUUAGUAGCCCUCAGCUUCAUCCCCGUGGAGGACCCAACGGCAGCUGUGAUUUUGCUGACCGUCGCCAUCGGUUUUAAUGGUAUGACCAUCAUGGGCUACCAGAUGAACCAUAUUGACAUCGCACCAAACUUCUCUGGCCUGAUGAUUGGUAUCUGUGGCAGUAUAGGGACACUGACGUCCAUCGCUGCACCACUUUAUGUGGGGGCUGUAGUCAAGGAUAACACCAUUCAAGAGUGGAGAAUUGUGUUCCUCACGGCAGCUGGAGUCUUCUUCGUGGGCAAUCUGAUUUUCGUUAUUUUCGCUGAUGGUGAAGUUCAACCUUGGAACGCCCCUAACUAUUUGAGAGGAAAGAAAAAAGAAAGUACAGAAAAGGUUGCAGCUUGAGCCACUCUAAGUGACGCCAGUAGCCAAUUGGAAUACAGUGAGAGAAACACACGUUUCUUCACAAUAAAGCUUUUCACAUAAAGAAGACACAGGGAAGGACAACUUUGCGAAACAUACACCUUUUCUGCAGCUUGAGUAACAUGCCAAAGUCACUUGGAAGAAAUAUAUUUUAUUUUAUUCCUUACCAUUUCCUUAC
Molecule: messenger RNA, 1630 nt
Organism: Schistocerca gregaria
Lineage: Eukaryota; Metazoa; Arthropoda; Insecta; Orthoptera; Acrididae
Product: putative inorganic phosphate cotransporter
Exons: 10
Coding region: 22-1434 (470 amino acids)
Biological process (GO): monoatomic anion transport; transmembrane transport
Cellular component (GO): plasma membrane
Molecular function (GO): transmembrane transporter activity
Source: RefSeq, a predicted model, not a curated record